Porites evermanni is the source of this 4137-nucleotide messenger RNA. Lineage: Eukaryota; Metazoa; Cnidaria; Anthozoa; Scleractinia; Poritidae. The record is from the annotation of a GenBank genome assembly.
ACAGCAAAAAACGGAACUGGAAGAUUAGUUAAACUUUAUGGGAAUUAUUCCACCAGUGAAGAGCAAUUGCGUCUUGUGUUUGGCAUUCUUGAACAGUUACUCCCAUCACUUAAGCGAGACCUGUACGAAGACGUGGAUGGUAUAAAUGGGGCUGGAUUCAACUCGAUUCACCCUGAGGAGUCCCUUCUACUGCCACGCCCUGUAAAAAUGCAUCGAGAAGCAACCACUUCUGAUAAGGAUAUCAUCCGGAUAAGUAAUCAUUUUAACAACUCAGAUUUCACAAACACAUCGUCAGAGGUUGAUAUAGAUAUGAAUAUGACUUACUCUGAUUUUGCAACUGUCAACAAGAGCAGCGGAAUGAUACUUGAGAGUAGCUCUCAUUUUUAUACAGAGUUGAACUUAGGAGAAUUUAUUGACAACAACGGGGGUCUAAAUGAUACGAUAUCAACCAUAAUGAAAGUUAAUUUGACAAGGCACCUGUGGCUCGUAGAAACAGAAAAUUUCGAUUUUUUGAAGAUAAAUCCAAAUGUUUUUGUGAAGCUUAAAGUUUCAAAAGCGACCACUUUUUCACUCAACGAAACUGAAAAGUUCCCAUAUAAUGCUACUAAUUCAAGCGAAAUCCCGACAAACUUUUCCGCGCCGAUGCAACAGCACAACUCAACCAACUCGUCAAUCACCUCUUUGAAACGCAUUCGGAGAGCCAACGACGAGGACAAUAAAAUCAUCCGUGAAAUAUGGGCAAAAACGGAGCCCUUGUACCUUGGAGCGGAGAAAACAUUUGCGCUGUUUGUGAAAGAAGUUCUUGGAUUCAAAGUGAAGGGAAGUGCUAUAUUCUCUGUAAAGUUCGGCAGUGAAGGUCUUAAAGAGGUAGGUGUCGCCUUCAAGCUAUCAAUCGGAGGUAAAAACCUGCCGGCCAUACUGUCUAUUAAGUACUCAAGAUCUCAAUUGCAAGGAAAGCCUGUAUCUUCUGGACAUCAGUGGCAAAUAAAGAUGGUGAGACUUUUUUAAAAACAUCUAUUUAUUGUGUAAUUCUUUGUCAGAUGAUUGGUUGUAAUAACUUAUACAUUUCCAUCUUUAGCUAAGCCCUUCGUCGGAGCAAUAAGUGGUUGGGCUAUACCGCUGUGGGCAGGAUUUACAAACUUAAGCCUUCCCUAGUUUAUAAAUAUGAUUUGUUAGUAAGCGUCAGGCUCUAUUAAAAUUGAGAGAUAAUAAACCAAAAUGAUGAAGAUAUUCUCUCGUUAUACCCUAACCAUAAGGCCUGUUGACAGGCUAAAUAUGUAUAAGUAUUCAUCUUUUUUGAAACAUCAGAACAGGGGAAGAGCAGCUUAAUUCUCUCACAGUACUGACAGGACUAACACAAAACUUACUGUUUAGUUUAUUAAAAGAGUAUAUUUAUCUUUUUUAGAGUGUUUCUGUUCCUGUACACGCCCUGAGACUUGGAGUGGACUUUGCCUUGAAAGUCAAAGUUAAUAUCAAGCUGAGUUUUCCUCCUUCUAAGAAUUCACUUAAUCCCGUCAAACUAACCGUGCAGGUAUGUACAACUCGUUAUAAUAACAUUGUUCCCCUACUCUGGUUUUCCACACAUUGCACAAAAUCAAGUUAAGGUGAUAACCGUGAUAUGAUAAAAAGGUUAUUGGGUUGUUACGGGAUGCUUAAGGAUUGUUUAAGCUUUAAGUUGGUGGAAGAUUUUUUUGUUGUUCCACUUUGGUCAGGUUUUUGUGCUUAGCGCCGGUGCUAGCACAAUGGUGACGAACCUGGCGUUUCCGCAAUUUUCUAGGCAUCUGUAUUAUAAGGCAACUUGCUUAUCAUUCCUUAAGUUGAAUUAUCCUUUGCAAACAUAACAGUGAACCUAGACUGUUCACAGUCCCAAUUUUUUCGUUAGCGUCAAGAUUGAGCCGUCACCGUCACUGGCAGCCAUUUUGCAAUUGGUAUCGAAUGUAACGAGGAUGAGGUACCGGGGUUAAUAGCGCAAUGGCAGCUUCUGGUCUGCGUGGCAGGCGUUAAAAGGGAAAGGGGAAGGGUAAAUCCGCGCGCGCGAGCGCGCGAGAGGCGCUUUCCCUUCCCCUUUUAACGCCUGCCACACAAGCUAGUUAUAUUCAAGUUAGACUUGGUCAAGAUGGCCGCCUGCAGUGCUCGUUCUCGACUAUCUUACGGAAAAAUAGUCGACUGAGAACGGUCUACAGCAAACCCAGCCUAGAAGACAUUUCUCCUUGCUAGAAAAUUAAAACAAUGAAAAUGUAAACCUUUAUUAACUAUUCAAUUUAGUUACAAGAGGUUUAUUCUCUUGACAGAUUGAGCCUUUCUCCGAAGUCACGGCAAGUAUUGAAGGCUAUAUAUCAGCCCACGCUAUCCGUGCUGGUGCCUAUGGAGAAGGCACAUUAGUGCGAAUUGGGCUCCCUGUGACCCUAUCCUAUUGUGACAAAACGUGGUGUGUAACCCUUUGUUUGCGUUUGAAAGCACUGGAACUAAAUGCCGGAAUUUUUUAUCAGUGGUGGAACGUGUGGAAAUGGGACUGGGGAGAGCGGCGUACAAUUCAUGACUUCGGAAAAUGGGCUGCGUUACAAACGAACUUGAAGUUGUUUAAUAAGUGUACUGCGCCACCUACCCCGAAGACAGACCCAAGUCCUAAUCCUAAUCCUGAUCCCGACCCUAAACCCAACCCAGCUUCAACAACAGCAACCUCAACGACAUCAUCGAUCGCACCAAGUAUGGCAUCAUCNGAAAUGGGACUGGGGAGAGCGGCGUACAAUUCAUGACUUCGGAAAAUGGGCUGCGUUACAAACGAACUUGAAGUUGUUUAAUAAGUGUACUGCGCCACCUACCCCGAAGACAGACCCAAGUCCUAAUCCUAAUCCUGAUCCCGACCCUAAACCCAACCCAGCUUCAACAACAGCAACCUCAACGACAUCAUCGAUCGCACCAAGUAUGGCAUCAUCUAACAGCUCAGUUACAAGAACAGAAACAACAACUAGCACAAUAACGACUACAUCUAUACUGACAUCGACGGUAACUGUUUGUACACCAUCACCAUCGUAUAUACUCACAUUAGCAGAACGCCCAAACGCAACGAUUUCUUCUCUAACAAAUGCAUCAAGUUCAGAGGCCUCAAUAUUUUCGUUAGAAGUAAUUCCAGCAGUUACGAGUAUGGAAGCUAAAUUGUCUACGGCGGGUAUGACUUCAUUGACUUUGCAAGAAACAACACCACUGCCACAAACAAAGACUGCAACAGAUGCAGAAACUAUAACAGCAACAGCAGCAAAUACAUUAGCCACAGAAACUACAGCUGGAAGCAACCCACCUACUACCACACCAGGAACGAAAACAGCGGAGACUAAAACAGUUUCUUCGUCGACAGCCAGUGUGCCAAGAAGUUUGCUAAAAGUUACACCAACAACAGGUACAGAAGAUACGCCCACAGCGAAUAUGUCAGCUGCAGAAACUUCAACUACAAAAACAAAAAUAACGCCAACAUCAGGAGAUGCAACCUCCGCACAAGGUUUACCUGAUCUCACAGUAAGUGCUCCGACAACAGUUACAGUGGUUCAGGUAACAAGGAUGGAUACUGCUAGGGCAUCCGUCACAAAUACAGCGACAUCCACUCCUUUAUCAAAAGUCAGUUAUCCAUCAACUGUAGUCACACCAAACAAACAAGUAACAACUACAAACACUGACGGAAUCACACCGUCAACAGCUUCCGUCAUUACAGCUAUUACAUCAACAGUGGCGUUAGAGGCUGCGAACACAUCAUCAACAACAACUCUGGACAUUGGAUCAACUAAAUCGGCAACACCAACGGCAACUUCAUCAACAAGGACUACAGCGAUACUAACCAUAACAGGCACAGCGGUAACUCCAUCUACAGUACUAACUGCAACCACAGUUGGUUCUACAGCUACAGAAAUUAUUGCACCGGCACCAACUACGGCAUCCCGUUCAGAAAACAUGCUAUCAAUAGCCUCAGACUCUUUAGCUACAACGAUCAGCUCGGAGGCAUCGUCAGUGGAUAAACCGGCUACAUCAGGAAACGCUGAUGCGUCUUCAUCAGAACUUACCUUUAUACUGACCACAUCGGCUGCAGCUACUACACCAACACAAGAAGUUCCUAUCCGGUUUCAAGUAGGGGUAAUUGCAAAAUAA